This is a messenger RNA of Physeter macrocephalus (sperm whale), 1672 nucleotides long. It is a transcript of the gene NOB1, whose product is annotated as NIN1 (RPN12) binding protein 1 homolog. Lineage: Eukaryota; Metazoa; Chordata; Mammalia; Artiodactyla; Physeteridae. The record is from RefSeq and is a predicted model, not a curated record. Gene Ontology annotation, molecular function: RNA endonuclease activity. Gene Ontology annotation, cellular component: preribosome, small subunit precursor. The transcript is spliced from 9 exons. Gene Ontology annotation, biological process: ribosomal small subunit biogenesis; maturation of SSU-rRNA. Bases 99 to 1340 code for a protein of 413 amino acids.
GCCGCGGCUGCUCUUCCCGGCUCCCAGAGGCCCGGAUUGGGACAAAGGGGCGGGCGCAAUCUGCAUGCGCACGCACGCUCUGAUCUCGAUGGACCAAAAUGGUGCCGGUGGAGCACGUUGUAGCCGAUGCAGGGGCUUUCCUGCGGGACGCGGCUCUGCAGGACAUCGGGAAGAACAUCUACACCAUUCGGGAUGUGGUCAGCGAGAUUCGGGAUAAGGCCACGCGCAGGCGGCUCGCAGUCCUGCCCUACGAGCUGCGUUUCAGGGAGCCUUUACCGGAAUACGUGCGGCUGGUGACUGAGUUUUCAAAGAAAACUGGAGACUAUCCCAGCCUCUCUGCCACAGAUAUCCAAGUACUGGCACUUACUUACCAGCUGGAAGCAGAGUUUGUUGGGGUGUCUCACCUAAAACAAGAACCAGAAAAGGUUAAAGUGAGUUCAUCGAUUCAGCACCCAGAAACUCCUCUACACGUUUCUGGUUUCCAUCUGCCCUCAAAGCCUAAACCUGUGCGAGGAACAGUAGAACAUGGCCACCCAGUCGGUGAGCCUGAGGACCUAGAAUUCAGUUCCUUUGUGUUCUGGAGAAAUCCUUUGCCUAAUAUUGAUCAUGAACUGCAGGAGCUGCUGAUUGACAAAGGUGAGGCUAUUCCGAGUGAGGAAGAGAACGAAGAGAAUGGAUUUGAAGAAAGGAAGGACCAAGACAGUGAUGAUGACGGGGGUGGGUGGAUAACCCCCAGCAACAUCAAGCAGGUCCAGCAGGAGAUGAAGCAGUGCACCAUCCCGAAGGAUGUGCGGGUCGGCUGUGUGACUACAGACUUCGCCAUGCAGAACGUCCUGCUCCAGAUGGGGCUGCAUGUGCUGGCCGUGAAUGGCAUGCUGAUCCGCGAGGCCCGGAGCUACAUCUUGCGCUGCCACGGCUGUUUCAAGACAACAUCUGACAUGAGCAGAGUGUUCUGUGCACAGUGUGGAAACAAGACACUGAAGAAGGUGUCUGUGACCGUCAGUGAUGAUGGAACUCUGCACAUGCACUUUUCCCGCAACCCUAAGGUGCUGAAUCCUCGGGGCCUCCGGUAUUCCCUCCCCACUCCCAAAGGGGGCAAGUACGCCAUCAACCCCCACCUGACCGAGGACCAGCGCUUCCCUCAGCUGCGACUCUCCCGAAAGGCCAGGCAGAAAACUGACGUGUUUGCCCCUGACUACAUAGCUGGGGUGUCUCCCUUUGCAGAGAAUGACAUCUCCAGCCGGUCAGCUACCUUGCAGGUCCGAGACAGCACCUUGGGAGCCGGCAGGAGACGGUUAAAUCCCAAUGCUUCCAGAAUGAAGUUUGUGAAGAAAAGGUGAAGCGUGAGCUCCACAGGCAAGCUGGACUGAUGCUGUGACUGCCCAGGAGACCUAUGUCUCAGGUCCCCAGCUGUGCCAACUCCACAACCACUUGGACACAAGAGGCCCGGCUUCCAUAGUGCUGCCUCAGGACUCACUGUGGUGCCUCGGGUUGGGUUUGUGGUGGAACCCGCCAUCCCUUGGCCUGUGUGCAUCCAGAGAGCCGGGAUUACUGCCAUGUUGAGGGGACUUUGAUUAAAACAGAACAGUGCCUGGAACAAAUCUUCAACUUUUAAAGAAGGGAACUUCCAAGUGAUAAUGUAUUUCUAAUAAAUAUAGUUGCAAGCUUCUGU